CAGGUCUGGUUCUGGAUGUCACAGCAACAGCUUCUUCCUUUAUAAAAUGAGUUGUAAUGUAUUAAGAGGGAGUACAUGGACACAGUCAAAGUUGCAAUUGAUUUGAAAUGGAUUUUUUGAGAGGACGCACGAGAGAAGAAAGACAAUUUUAAUCUCACAUUCGCUUCACUGGUCUGGGACCUGAGCAGCUCUGUCGUCUAAGGUAAGAGGAAUUAAAUGUUUUUUUUUUGUAUGUUUAUUCUCGUGUGCAAAGAGCACAUAAUUAAUUUCUUGAAUUGUAGUGCAAGUAUUGUUGCCUGUUUUACCUUGUAAAACGUCGUAUUAGAACGAUAACUAACUUAGCAUUCAUGGAGACAAUCAUAGGCCUAUGAAAGAGAAACUGUGCAUCACGCAUGAUUAACGCGCACACUCGCAGUGUGGAUUCAAUGAGGGCACCAUUUUAAUAUAUCGUUAUAUGUAGGACAAAAAUAUUAAAUUACUUAACGAAAGCAUCACACAGAGAGCAACCUAAUUGGCACGAUAAGCCCUCAAAGGUCAAAAUAAAUUGAAUUGAGGAAACUUACUGACUCAAGGCGGCCGUCAGCGUCAGGCUGCUGCGGUGUCGGUUCAGGUAGAGAGGCAUCAGGUGGGACAGCCACAGUGCUGGCCGCUGCAGGAGUGCUACAGCUGGCAAACACCGAAACACCAAAUGUUUCCUGUCCCAAAGACUGAGAAGAAGGCGUCGUACUCCAUCCGCUUGGUGGGCAUCCAGUCCUCAAAUACUGAAGGUGCGUCCGUUUAAUGUGGCGAAAAAAAGAGUUAAAAACUCUAAAAUCCUGUUCACAUCCGUCAAUACCACAGUAAACCCAAAAAUCCGAGCUGCGACUGUGACUUUUAUUAAUGUGGCUAAGGAGUACUUUAAGACUUAAAGCAACAAAGACGAAACAUAUCAUACAUCUCCACGCCGCCAUGAUGUACCGUCGUUGUCGCGGGCUAAUGACGCUGAGGUGGAUGGGGAGGGGGGCACUCAUGGAAUAAUUUGUUAUUAUUUUAACAAUACAUUUCUCUAAUUAUAAAUGCGACCCAAUUCAUUGUAUGAUGAUAGAUGUUUUGUUUUACUAAUAUUUUGCUAACAAGUUCAUGUUUACAUUCGAUCAUUUCUGCGCAUCCUCAGUUCCUCCAACGGUCCCACCUCAAUGACGUCAGUGAUCGCGAAUCUCCGCUUGAGUAACUGAAAGAUUUGGGUGCGUCACAUUAGAAGAAGUGCAAGAACAGCGGCUCAAGGUAGUUCUACAGUACCGCCUGUUAAUGCUUCAGGGAGCUGAUAAAUCUAGGAUGGAUACCUUUGACGAUGCCACUCUAUCGGUGUUGGAGGCUGCCAGUGUUGAUGAGGAAGCUUUGAAAGGCCUUAGCCGGGAUGACCUGAGGGAUCUUUUUCCUGGCCCACAGAAUUUCCUCAAAAGAAAGAAACUUUGGAAUGUCAUCAGUGAAAAUUUUGAAAAUACCACGGACCAAGAUGCCAACAAUUGUGCCAUGCCACCAUGCCAGCCUCAAACCUCAACCCCCAUAUCUGCUGAGAAAAAAAUGAAAAUGCCAGACCCUCCAGAGUAUGUGGUGUACACUGAUUCGGAGUUAGACAUGGUGCGUAGUCAAUAUUUUGCACUGCUCUGCAAUGGAAAGGAAAAAAAUUACACAAUGUCCAAGGAGCUAUGUUGCAGACUCAUAAGGAACACAAUAACCAGUAUGGUUGCUAUCCUGCGUGCUAGUCCCAUGGGGAAAGAAGUCAGAUACCCGUCAAAAUUGGAAAUGAGAGCCAUGUCACAGAAGAUUGUAGACUAUUACCCAAUGUUACGGGAUGAUGAUCCAAACAUGCCAUAUCUGACCAUCUACGCCAAAAUGUACAAGCGACUCCAAAAUAUGAGAUCCCCACGGAAGAGGCAAGGCUCUGUACCACAAAGAGGAGUGGCAAAGACAGCUCUCUUCAGUGCAGACAACCAAGAGACGGAUUGGACAAGCAACUCGAGUGAUAACACCGUACUUCUUGAGAGCAAUGAUGACCUUAGCGAGGACAACUCCAGUGCAGCAUCCCCAGCACAACGACCCCCCUCUGUGCCAAGAAAGCCAAAGACCAAAACCUCGCUGCUGCCAUCUGCAUCAGCCUCAGGCUCCUCACUCAGGACUGUGAUCGCUUCACCAACCACGCCUGCAAAGGAUGAUGUUGUCGCCCAGGACAGUCUGAAGAUGCAGGCUAGGCACUAUAAAACCUUGAGCAACAUGUACAAUAAGCCAAAUGCAAAACCCAAUCAAAGCGAUGUUGCUCAAGUUUUAGACCUUGAGUUUAAGGCCAGACGGGCAUUCAUUGAUGCAGAUGUUACAAGGGAAGAAGACCGACCUGCAAAAAUCUUUGAGGCAUAUCCAUGCUUUAGAGAUGUUCGAAAUGCAAUGGAUGAGCUGCGGCGCAUAGUAGGUGGCACCAACAGCAGAUACAUCGAGGAAGUGAAAGGAAGAUGGGCAGACUUUUGUGCCAAGGUGCAGUUCUAUGGUGUGUGGAAGAAAGCCCUGAAACCCCCUUUUCCAUUGGAUGUCCGUGGAGUGGAGUUCACGCUUGCCAUCUUCAAUGCACUCCCAUCCCUUUUCCCCUCACCAACUUCACCACCAAAGAAGCUUGGAAAUAGCUGUGAGGCACUUCUUCAUGUCCUGAAGUCAGGCGAAGACCCUACCCUGUACCUGGAGAAGCGUCCUCUCUCCUCCCCAGUUCUGCUUUCUGAUGGAUCAACCACCAUCGUGGCUGUGGGUAACGUACCUGUGACCACCCUCCCUCAGGAAGAUUUCUCAGACGGGAUGUUGGUGUUAAUGGCAUAUUACUACACUUUGCACUUAAGAUAUCCGAAAUGUGUUGCAACUCUCCUGUCAGUUAUUCAAACAGAGGUAAUUGGUGACACAAUCCACGAUCAAGAUGCCACUAGUGCUUACAAGAAAGCAAUGGCUGAUUGGAAGUCUUUCAUUGAGAAGUAGCUGAGUAUUUUGUCAUGUCAGUUCUUAUUGUUAGCUGUGCCUACAAUAGUUUGGUGUUGCACAAGCUUAUACAGAACACUGAGUUAUUACCUCAUUGAGGCCUGUAUUACAUAUUAUUGUUAGCUGUGUCAAUAAUUUUUGGUGUUGCACAAGCUUAAAUCACUGAGUUAUUACCUCAUUAAGGCCUGUAUUUCAUAUUAUUGUUAGCUGUGUCAAUAAUUUUUGGUGUUGCACAAGCUUAAAUCACUGAGUUAUUACCUCAUUAAGGCCUGUAUUUCAUACUAUUGUUAGCUGUGUCAAUAAUUUUUGGUGUUGCACAAGCUUAAAUCACUGAGUUAUUACCUCAUUAAGGCCUGUAUUUCAUACUAUUGUUAGCUGUGUCAAUAAUUUUUGGUGUUGCACAAGCUUAAAUCACUGAGUUAUUACCUCAUUAAGGCCUGUAUUUCAUAUUAUUGUUAACUGUGCCUACAAUAGUUUGGUGUUGCACAAGCUUACAGAAUACUGAGUUAUUACCUCAUUGAGGCCUGCAUUUAAAAUGGUCAAUGAAAAAUCCAUAACUGAGAGGGCUAAGAAGUGUUUUUGUUUUGUUUUUUGCUCUUUUGCUUUUAAUUGUUUUUUUUUUUUUUUUAUGGAAAAUUAUUCAAAUGUAUAGCAACCUAUACUUGCUGAUGUUAAAUAAAUGUCUUAUAAGCCAUUCUGGUCUGCACCAUUAUUCUAAAAAUAAGCACAGGCUAGAUUUUAAGGUUUAAAGAUGCAAUAAGCCUUGUUUCAAGA
Messenger RNA from Fundulus heteroclitus (mummichog), 3768 nucleotides. RefSeq lists its product as uncharacterized. The transcript has 10 exons. Bases 1288 to 2994 code for a protein of 568 amino acids. NCBI's taxonomy places the organism in Eukaryota, Metazoa, Chordata, Actinopteri, Cyprinodontiformes, Fundulidae. The record is from RefSeq and is a predicted model, not a curated record.